CCAACCGUCAAGAAUUAAAUCAACAAUCAGCUGUUUCUGUUUGAUUCCGAUUGAGUUUUCCAUCAGCUGUAACUGAACAUGAUAAAAUUGAAACGAUGACUUGUGUCAAAUUGAAUUUGUAUGACGGUUCGUUCAGUGUAGGCUUGUUAUUGUGACGGAGUGUAUUUUUUUGUGUUGUCAUGAAUCCACUCUAGAGUAUAAUAAUUCUUUUAGUUACAAAUUAAAUAGAAAUAAAAUCAAGUUAAAGAAAUGAACGGCUGAAAAUUUAAGUAGUUAGGGGGUAUAGUCCUUGAACCUUUCGGAACCGGUGACUUACAACAAAAACAAUUUGGGAUGGCUCACAGAGAAGGUUGGGUGGUUGUGAACCAGGUGCCCACGCGUGUACAGACUUGGGGCGGCUGGAUUGAGGAUCCCCUCCCUGAUGGGGACUCUGUCAUCGUCUGCAUCCCUGGGAAUCCUGGGCUGACCUCGUUCUACAGGACUUUCCUAGCCUCCCUCCACCAGCAGCUGGGUAUUCCUGUGUGGAUUUGUUGUCAAGCUGGCCACGAAUUGCCUCCUCCAUCAACACGUCUCAAGUGUCCUACAGACCCUGCUCUCUACACGACAUCAGCUCAGGCCGCCCACAAGGCUGCAUUCCUACAACAAUACCUCCCAGCCAACCGCAAACUCUACUUGAUCGGCCACUCGCUUGGUGCCAAGCUGGUCUCUGAAUUGCUCAGGAACGAGUUGAUUGCUCGACACACACAGAAGUGCUAUCUGCUGAUGCCGACACUGGAAAGAAUUGCUGAUACUCCUAAUGGAAGAUUUCUGACUGGCAUUCUUGACUGCUUCAUGACUAUGAUAAUCUUUUUUGCAUGGAUAUUUUCACUAUUUCCAGACGCGUGUAGAGAGUUUCUGAUUGGGUGCUGGUUUUUCCUGUCGAGACAACACGGGGUGGACCAGGGCUGUAUGGAGGCCACUUGUCAUCUCACCAGGCCCAGACAACUCAGGAGUAUUUUCACCUUAGCACUCAACGAGAUGAAGUUUAUCAAGGAACUGGAUAUGCAGGUACUGAACACCCACUGCCCCAAACUAAAAGUGUACUUUGCCCGCAAGGAUGGCUGGGCUCCUCUCACGUAUAUGGAGAGCCUGAAGAAAGCAAAACCGGACAUCGAUGUCACAGUCUUGGGUGAACAGUUCCAACAUGCUUUCGUCCUAGACAAUCCAGAGGAGAUGGCAGAUAUUUUAGCACAGGAGAUAAAAAUAGAGAGGGCCAAGUGAUUGUGCUGCUUGGUUAGCAACAUAUGAUGGUUAAGGGUGGUAGAAUAGGUAAAGCCAAGAUCAGCACAGUAAGCCAAUAUAAUAGAAAUUGAAUACCAUUGUCGUAUUUUCUUACGAACAUGCACUUUUCAAACUGAGAAUAGGAUAGAAGGGGGGUAGAUUGUAAUAAAAAAUAAUGGGAUGAAAAAAUAAAUUAAAACUCCACUACAAUAGGCUUUGUAAUAUAUAAAUUUAUUAAACCUUUAAACAUUGUGAUCCUGCUGUUUUAUAAUAUCAAUUGUUCAACAUCAAGUAUUGACUCUAGGUUUUAAUAACCCUGCAACUGGUAGUUAAAAUCCUGCAUUUAUUGCUUUGUCAAUAUAACUUUAUCUAAAACGAGUUAGGUUUACUAGCUUAUUUAAUAUUGAUGCAAGAGAAAAAUUACUAUACUUAGAAAACAAAAAGCUCAAUCGGAAAGACUUCAGUUGUGUUAGAUUUUAGGAUCUUUAAAAAUCAUAACCCUUAAAUUGUAAUCCAAAACUUAAAAUAUUUAGAUACAAUAAACAUUAUUUUAACACAUUUUAUGAUAAUUAGAGCAGCUUUAUAAAACUGCAAAUGAGUUCAAAUACCAACAGAAUUUUUAAAAUAAUUUAAAGGAGCAUUAUUAUGCUUAAAAAAAAAGUAAAUAAUGUCUUAUUUUACCAGGCGAAGUUAGGGCUAAGAAGCCCUCUCUAACACUUAACCUGUUUUUAUGUUUAUUACAUCAUAAUAAGUUUUUUAGUAACCAGAGUCUCUCUAUUAUCCGCUGCUGUAGCUACAAUGUAAACAGUGUCUUGUUUAUCGUCAUAACAUAUUGAUAAAUUAAAAGGUUAAACUCACUUUUCUCUUUUUUAAUGACUUGUAUUUGUUUCAAUAACCAUUAAAUUGUGUUUAAUUUUGUAAAUCACAAUAAACAAAGAAAUGUGAAUAACUAUUUACAGUAACCAAUUAACUUUAAAAGUUGAAAAUUUUAAAUCAGUUAAAAAAAAACUCCUCAAGGUGCUUGGGUAAAUUUUCUUGGUACAAUAUGAGCAAAAUCCAUAUUGUGGGUUAAUAUAACCAAGUUUUAGUAGAGAAAAGAGUUGUUUCCACACUAAAACAAAAAAGAAUUAUUCCUAAUUGGAGUUAGUUAAAACACCUAACACUACAUAAAACUUGUAAAGGUAAUUAUUCUAGCUUGUUUUUUUUUUCUUUCUGCCCACAUUCUGUCACAGAGGAAAAAACUUAGGUAAAUAUUAGUUAAUUAAUGAUAGCGAGCUGAUGACAUACAUUAAUUUUCAUGGUGAAUCUGUGUUAGCUCCUCCAAUACAUUAAAAUCAUUCUAGUUGAUGUUAGUUCCUAGAUGGGUGUUAAUUAAGUAAAAGUUACUUAGUUUAUUCAAAUAUAUUUGUUGAACGAAGUCUCAUGUUAUUGUAUGGUAGUGUGUGUGAUAUGAUUACUUAUUUAAGAAUGUAAGUGGUACUCACUCUAUUAUCCAGUGUUUAUGCAAGGUUUCUUACAUUCCACACUUCAAGAGUUAUAGAAUUUUAUAUGUAUGUUUUAUAAAUAAAUAAUUGUUACAGAA
Molecule: messenger RNA, 2842 nt
Organism: Homalodisca vitripennis (glassy-winged sharpshooter)
Lineage: Eukaryota; Metazoa; Arthropoda; Insecta; Hemiptera; Cicadellidae
Product: lipid droplet-associated hydrolase-like
Exons: 5
Coding region: 334-1260 (308 amino acids)
Biological process (GO): lipid storage
Cellular component (GO): lipid droplet
Molecular function (GO): lipase activity
Source: RefSeq, a predicted model, not a curated record